Messenger RNA from Erigeron canadensis, 1815 nucleotides. Its product is annotated as probable (S)-N-methylcoclaurine 3'-hydroxylase isozyme 2. The transcript has 3 exons. The record is from RefSeq and is a predicted model, not a curated record. NCBI's taxonomy places the organism in Eukaryota, Viridiplantae, Streptophyta, Magnoliopsida, Asterales, Asteraceae. The coding region runs from base 43 to 1605 and encodes 520 amino acids. Gene Ontology annotation, molecular function: iron ion binding; oxidoreductase activity, acting on paired donors, with incorporation or reduction of molecular oxygen; heme binding.
GUUCCAAACAAUUAAAUCAUAUCAAAGCCUAUUGAUCAGCUUAUGAUCUUGGUUUCAUGUUUAAAUCAAGUUGUGAAUAAUUGGCUUGUGAUCGAUUACAACAUGGAAGAUAUGAUCAUCAUCGUUGUCUCCUUGGUUUCUUGCGCAAUCGUUUACUUCUUAUUUAGUAUGGUCAUCAUUAAGCGUGGCUCUUCUAAAGUCGACUUGGCGCCACUUCCACCAGGUCCAUAUCCAUGGCCGAUCAUUGGAAACCUUUUCCAAAUCCGAAAGCAGGAUACUCAUAUUUGCCUCGCCGAGAUGGCCCAAGUGCAUGGCCCACUCAUGUCACUACGUUUCGGUCAAAAACUUAUUAUCGUUGGAUCAUCAGCAACCGUGGCUUCAGAGAUUCUCAAGACACAUGAUAAAGCUCUUUCAGCUCGAGAUCUAUCACGAUUGCUUGUUCAUGACAAGGAACAAGCCGGUCACAACAAGAAUCUUGUCUUUUCGUCAAACUGUGACGAUGGUUGGAGGUAUUUACGUAAUAUCUACAGAUCAGAGCUUUUUUCGAGCAAAGCUUUGGAAUCUCGCAAGGAGUUGAGAGAAAGUAAGGUUAAGGAGCUGAUGAAGUACUUGGGUUCAAAGGAAGGUGAAGAAAUAUGUAUAAAGGAUGUCAUGUUCGCAACAGCUGUAAUGCUCCUAAGCAACACAUUGUUCUCUAUGGAUUUCGUAGACUUUGAGGGGAAUGGUAUCGGUGCAGGCAUUAUGAACUUGAUAAGAAGACUUUCUAAGUUGGCUAAGCCACAAUUAGCAGAUAUGUAUCCUUAUAUAUUCGGUCGAUGGGAUUUGCAAGGUUGGUAUAACGACGUCAUGCAAAUCUUGAAGGAGUUUGGAGAUAUUUGGAAGGAUAAUCUCGAGAAGAAAAGAAAUGGAAGCACAAGACCAAAUGAUUUCACUCAUACUUUGAUUGAAAAAGGAUUUACUAAUCACCAGAUUAAUAUCAUGAUCCAGGAGCUAUAUUCAGCAGGUACCGAAAGCACAAGUUCGAUCAUCGAGUGGUUUUUGGUCGAGCUUCUUAGAGAUGGACAAGUAAUGCAAAAGGCUAUUGAUGAAGUCGUGAAUCAAAUAGAUGGAAAUAUAGUGACAGAGUCUGAUUUGGAACGCCUACCCUACUUAGAAGCUUGCUUUAAAGAAACACUCAGAUUGCAUCCUCCAGCACCACUUCUUUUGCCUCGUAGAGCUACCGAAAGAUGUGAAGUGAUGGGAUACACCAUUCCAAAAGAUUGUGGAGUACUAGUUAAUGUUUGGGCAAUUAAUCGAGAUCCAAAGAUUUGGGACGAUCCAUUGAGCUUCAAACCCGAAAGAUUCAUUGGAUCGAAGUUGAGCUAUAAUGGCAAAGACUUUGAGUACAUACCGUUUGGGUCAGGAAGACGAAUGUGUCCCGGAGAAGCAAUGGGUUCCAAGACAAUCCUCUUGAUUAUGGCCUCUCUAAUUCGGAACUUUCACGUAUUCCUUCCAAACCACAUGAAUGCCAAAGAGAUUAACAUGGACGAGGCAUUCGAGUUUGUGAUGCGAAAGAAAGAUCCAAUAAAUGUAAUAUUCAAGCUUCGUGAACAGUUCAAGGAUUGACGGACGACAUCAUGGACGCUCGCUUUUGUAAAGUAUCUAAUGGCUUUAAUCGUCACUUGUAUCUAAUUAAUUAAGGCUUUAUUAACAGGUUGUAACAAAAAUAAAAAAGUAUGGGUACUUGCGUGUGCUUUCAUGUAUUAUAUUAAUUUCUUAUCAGUUGAUGAAAUCUUAGUAAGAAGCAUCUAAGGAAAGCUUUUCUUUGUUGUACAA